Manis javanica (Malayan pangolin) is the source of this 1613-nucleotide messenger RNA. RefSeq names its product keratin 25 (gene KRT25). Gene Ontology annotation, molecular function: structural molecule activity. Lineage: Eukaryota; Metazoa; Chordata; Mammalia; Pholidota; Manidae. The record is from RefSeq and is a predicted model, not a curated record. Gene Ontology annotation, biological process: hair follicle morphogenesis; intermediate filament organization; epithelial cell differentiation. Gene Ontology annotation, cellular component: cytoskeleton.
AUGUCUCUUCAGCUUCCCAGCGGUCCCAGGAGAGCCUGUCCCCGUUCGACCACAGGAUCGCUCAGGCUCUCCACGGGGGCAGCCAGCUUUGGGGCUGGCAAUGCUUGUAGCAUGCCUGGAAUUGGAAGCAGCUUCUCAUGUGCUUUCGGGGGCAGCUCAUCAGGAGGAGUUGCAGGAGGAAGCAGUCCCUGUGCUAGCUUUACUGUGAAUGAGGGGGGCCUCCUAUCCGGCAAUGAGAAGGUGACCAUGCAGAACCUCAACGACCGCCUGGCCUCCUACCUGGAGAAUGUACGAGCUCUGGAGGAGGCCAACUCAGACCUAGAGCAGAAGAUCAAGGGCUGGUAUGAGAAAUACGGGCCUGGUUCUUGCCGAGGUCUUGAUCACGACUAUAGUAGAUAUUUCCCAGUAAUCGAUGAUCUUAAAAAUCAGAUCAUCAUUUCCACCACCAGCAAUGCUAAUGCUGUUCUACAGAUCGAUAAUGCCAGGCUGACAGCUGAUGAUUUCAGGCUCAAGUAUGAAAAUGAGCUGGCCCUUCACCAGAGUGUAGAGAGUGACGUCAACGGGCUGCGCAGAGUUCUGGAUGAAAUAACAUUGUGCAGAACGGACCUGGAGAUUCAGUAUGAAACCCUCAGCGAGGAGAUGACUUACCUCAAAAAGAAUCACAAGGAGGAAAUGCAAGUUCUGCAGUGCGCGGCCGGAGGCAACGUGAACGUGGAGAUGAACGCGGCGCCCGGGGUGGACCUCACGGUUCUGCUGAACAACAUGCGCGCUGAGUACGAAGACCUGGCUGAGCAGAACCGCAGGGACGCGGAGGCCUGGUUCAACGAAAAGAGCGCUUCACUACAGCAGCAGAUCUCCGAGGAUGUUGGAGCCACAACCUCAGCCCGGAAUGAGCUGACUGAGAUGAAGCGCAACCUCCAAACCCUGGAAAUUGAACUUCAGUCUCUCUUAGCCACGAAACACUCCCUGGAGUGCUCCCUGAGUGAGACCGAAGGCAAUUACUGCGCGCAGCUCGCCCAGAUCCAGGCUCAGGUCGGCGCCCUGGAGGAGCAGCUGCACCAGGUCAGAACCGAGACCGAGGGCCAGAAGCUCGAGUACGAGCAGCUCCUCGACAUUAAGGUGCACCUGGAGAAAGAGAUUGACACCUACUGCCUCCUCAUCGGUGGAGAUGAUGGCGCUUGCAAGUCUGGAGGUUACAAGUCUAAAGAUUAUGGAUCUGGAAGUGUGGGAAAUCAAGUCAAAGAUCUGGCCAAAGCCAUAGUGGUUAAGAAAGUUCUUGAGGAAGUAGACCAACGCAGCAAAAUACUUACCACCAGGCUCCACUCCCUGGAAGAGAAAUCUCAAAGCAAUUAAUUUGAGACACAAGAAAGAGAAUAUGCUAAAUACUCAACAAGAAGAGAAAGCAUUAUAUAUCUAUCUAGGAAAAUGAGCAAGUCUAAGAAAAAUGUCUGUCCUAUUGUCUUUCUGUUACUGAAGUAUAAUCUCUAUCUGGGCAAUCAGUGAUGGAAUCUUUCCAUUCAUCUGGAAGAAUGGCACAUACAAAUGUGAUGACCCAUUUGAUUACCCUACAGAAAAUGUUGUCAAUUCUUCAUAUUCAAUAAACCUCUUCCUUU